Clonostachys solani is the source of this 3687-nucleotide messenger RNA. Lineage: Eukaryota; Fungi; Ascomycota; Sordariomycetes; Hypocreales; Bionectriaceae. The record is from the annotation of a GenBank genome assembly.
AUGGAGGAGGUUUCUGUAGAUGCCUUUUUUGACCCAGAUCUCCAGGCAUUCUUCGAUAACCCGUUCCUGGAAGAUGCCAAUCUGGACCAUAAUUUGGAAGAUGGAGCGGGAAGUCACCUUGGGGCGAGCCUUCCUUUGUGGGAUGCUCUGGUCGUUCCUGCCACUGAGCAGAAGCACCGCCCAAUUGAAGAGGCCUGCCCGCGAGACUCUGCGGACUUUGGAAGCGAUGGACUUCUAAACCCAAACCUCAAUCCAUCCAAGCCUUUUCCACCACAGCACGAGCCGCGCCCCCCCUUAUCAGCACAGCCAAAGCCAACCAUCAAGGUCGAGAUACCACAAUCGACCUUACUAACCCCACGGUCGUGUUAUGAGCCUUUUGAGCCAGGAUUCCCUGUCAAGCGGGAGAGCGAGGUUAUACAAGAACUUCUUCCUCUGGCUAGAGAGGAAGACAGGUCUGGUGGCGAAUACCUGGAACUCCAACUGGACGAUUUUGCCGUUUAUAAUGAGCCAGCUCAUUAUGGCUUGCAGAUGAGAUCGCUCCACCAGUUGGACAUUAAGGACCGUGGCGGCCGUUUUUACUUUGAUGGCGUUCUCAGAUGCGGCGAUAGAGCCUUUUUCGUCAAGCAUGUUGCCAUCACAGCAAUGCCCAUCCAGAACUAUGGUGACCCAGCGCAUCAACAUACCGUCCGCGACUCUAUCUGGCUGGAAACACCACUCAGCGGCAAAAACAACUUGUUUUAUCGCUUAGGGAGACCUGCGUCCGAAUACUCGCGUUUCUUCCGACCUUUCCUCUGGGUCGCCGACUUGGCUAAACAUUUCGUCGACUAUCUCGACACCAUGUGGGAACUGAAACAGCGCGUUUCCAUCCAUCAUUUCCGCGUGGAUUUUUACAACUGGCUUCGAAAAACUCAUGGAAACGCAAAGGAACUGAAUAAAUGGCUAUCUAUGCACCCGAGUACAGACUAUCGUACAUCUAUCGUCGCAAAUAUCCAUUUUCUUUACAAGGAAGCUAUUGGUGUGCUGGAUCAAAGAGCUACAUAUGUUCAUCUACUGUGGAAGGACUUGGCUUGGGAUAACUCAAGUUUCCAGCGCUAUGAAAAAAUACCAGAAAGUUUAUGCUCGCCUCUGGAUCAUUCAAGAACAGUCGUUACGCCGUACAUAUUUGACUGUUUUAAGCAUUUACCAUUUGGUGAUCGGCUCGACGCUGUUCAGUUUAGCGACAAAACGCAAGCCUUACGGGAUAAGCUCAUUCAAGAGCUCUCAUUCAAUGGCAGCAAGGAUAGUUAUUCAAAUUCAGCUACAUUACUUGCUACCAAGGAUCGAAUCCGCAGCAUCAGGCCAGGCGAUACGAUUUCAACGCACCGUGAUAGUGAAGAAUCAGGGUCAAAAUGGCAGAGGGAAACAUCUAAAGACUUCUCGGAUGUUGAUCGAUGGUUUGCCCGAGUACAACAAGUCAGCGUCAAAAAAGGGAAACGCUGCUUCGACGUGUCUUGGUAUUAUCGUUCCGUGGAUACGCUCUGUGGUUUGAUGAAAUAUCCCUGGAAAAACGAGCUUUUCCUCUCUGAUCAUUGUUCUUGCGAAGAAAAUUUCAAGAUUACGGAAGACGAAGUCCUCGGUGUCCAUGAGGUAGAUUUUCACGGAAACCCAUCGACAAGCUCGGAAUUUUUCUGCAGACUAGCAUAUAUCCACCAGGACAGGAAAUGGGUCUCUUUGGAGGAGGAACACUUGGUCUGUGAACACGUACGUGGUCGCGUGGAAAGUCCUGCUUACCGCCCGGGUGACACAGUCUUGGUUCGCAUCGACGGGUCCGACCAAUCAGAGCCUUGUGAGCUUCUCUCGGCUGGAACGGUAAAUAGUCGAGGGCGACUGCGAAGAUCUCUCACACUGCGGAAACUACUACGUCGCUCCAAGGUUGAUAGAAAAUCUCAAGCGGUUCUCCAAAAUGAGCUUGUUUAUUCGGAUGAACUCAUCACAGUGCAAGAGAAUCAAGUCAUGGGGCCUUGCCACGUUCGCUUUUUCCCGGUCGGGACACCUAUAAGUCGCCCUUAUGACCGCAAUGGCGUGGGGAAUUUAUUUGUACUCACCUACAGAUUGGUAUCGUCUUUCGAAUCUGCCAGACUGGAGCCUCUAACGGAGUGCCCGGGGUCAUUACGUCAAGGGUUUGCAGAAGUGAAGUUGCCUCAGUUACGCGGCCUGGAUCUCUUUUGCGGUGGCGGGAACUUUGGUCGAGGCUUGGAGGAAGCUGGCGGCAUCAAAAUGCUCUGGGCCAACGACUACGUUUCGAAUGCAAUUCACACCUACAUGGCCAAUGUGGAAGCGCCCGAAGAGGUACAUCCCUUUCUAGGCUCCAUUGACAUUCUGCAGAAGCUUGCUCUCGAAGGGCACUUCUCUAAGAAGGUUCCUGCUCCAGGGGAGGUGGAUUUCAUCUCAGGUGGAAGCCCUUGUCCAGGCUUCUCUUCCCUAACCAACGACAAGACCACAGUUGCGCAGCGGAAGAACCAGUCAUUAGUGGCUGCCUUCGCUUCCUCAAUUGACUUAUACAGGCCAAAAUAUGGCCUCCUUGAGAAUGUCACCGGGAUCGUUCAAAAGAAGGCAAAUCGAGACCAGGAUGUUUUCAGCCAAUUGAUUUGUGCUGUGGUUGGUCUUGGUUACCAAACGCAGUUCUAUUUCCUUGAUGCAUCGUCCUGCGGCUCACCUCAGCGUCGAUCACGCGUCUUCCUAGCGUUUGCUGCACCGGGAUUCAAGUUGCCUGAUAAGCCUCAGCAGACUCACUCUCAUCCCGACUAUACGAAAAAUCUCUCACUUGGGAAAUUACCAAAUGGAGAGGCCAUGGCAGAGAGAGAGUGGUUGGAAGCCACCCCGUUUAAAUUCACAUCUGCUGCGGAAGCCACGGCUGAUCUCCCCUCGAUACAAGAUGGGAAGCCUGAUAUCUGUGUUCCGUUUCCUGACCAUCGAGUAUCCAUUGGGCAGACAAGGAAUAUUCUGCUCCAAAUGUAUCAUAUUCCAACCAGACCAUUCGGUAUGAACUUCGCGACCACGUGGUACAGGCCAGAUCCUCUCAUGACCCGUAGCGAGCGAGAAUCAUUCUUUCCCGACGACAAGAACGCAACUGUCUUGAGGGUGGGACCUAAAUCAAACGCUUUCGGGCGUCAGAGACCCGACAGUCUGAUCGAGACAGUCGUAACGCGCCAGAGCCCAGGUGAUUGCAAGAGCGGGAGGCAGCUCCACUGGCGCGAGAACCGAGCCCUCACUCUCAUGGAAGCCCGCCGAGCGCAAGGGUUCCGCGACGAGGAUGUACUGCUAGGAGCCCCCGCCGAGCAGUAUAGGAUCGUGGGCAACAGCGUCGCGAGAGAGGUUGCUGUUGCUCUGGGUAUCGCAUUUCGAGAAGCUUAUGCUGCCAGUACGGGCGUUGAUCCUGCUAGGGAGGUGCCAAUCGUGAUCGUUAACUCCGAAAUUGACACUGACAUCGACACCGAGGCGACGGGUGGUAUUCUUUCGAGCACGUCCCGCGAAAACUCCCGGUCUGAAACACCGUUGACCUCGGCCUCUGAGGCCAACUACAUUGUCCCAGAACGUGGGGUUUCCCAAGUAACAAAGAAACGGAAACUGAGUCCGAUCCCUAUCAUGGUUGAUCGCACCUCAAAAGUAACCAAGAUCGUUUUGGGCGGCGGGUCUUCGGAAGUCUGA